AAUUCUAAAUAACUAAAUACUUUACCGAAACUUGUGAUUAUUUUUUUAACGAUAGUAUUAGUCUUAGGAUAUAUUUUUGAAAAUAAACUGAAAUAUUUGUUUUUGGUGCUUUUAAAAGGUAAAAGUAAUAUAUUUACCUAACUAUGAAUGAUAACAUAGAAAACUGUUGUCGUAUUUGCUUGGAUACGGAAUCAAGACAUGUUUCAAUAGUAGAUGACCAGACAAUUUUUUUACAUAUUAAAUCCUGUCUUCCAAUCAACGUCGCUGUUAAUGAUAAUUUGACUAAAUUAAUUUGCGAAACCUGCGUAUCACAACUGAACGAUUUUUACAAUUUUCAAUUAAACGCCCGGUAUUCACAAGAUUGGUUGGAGUCUUCUUUUCAAGAGAAGAGUAAAAAAUCAACAGAGACUAAAAUUCAAAUCCAACCACUUCCAGACUCAGAAUAUAAUUCUGAUUCUCUUUUAGAAUUUCUCAAUAAUACAGCAAAUAUUGAAGAAUAUCUCAACAAUUUGGGUAAGGAAGACAUACCCUCUAUUGUUAGUAUGUUGGAUAGAACUGAGGGCUCUGAAACAUUGAAAACCGUAAAUAAUAAGUUAUCUAAAAUACCAAGCCCUAAGAAGAAAGAUCCAAUCAGUAAGCCUAUUAAUAUGGAUAUAGAUGUACUAGACUCGGACAUAGAAAUUGUCAAAGAAUUAUUAUCAAAGGAAAUAGAACCAAAUAAACAAAUAAAAAAUAUAGAUAAAUCUUUCUCUUGCUUUGCAUGUAAAGCAAAAUUAGAUAGCAUACAAAAAUUAUCACACCAUUUAAGCAUCUGUGAUAAUGCCUUACGAACUUGUGUCCACUGCAAUAUUUUAUUUGAUUCGAAACAGAAGAUGCGACAGCAUGCCCUUACUCAUAGUGUGAUCACACCUUUAACUUGUAACUGUGGAAAACAGUUUGAAACAAAAGAAAAACUGAUUGCACAUUGUAAAAAGUGUGAAAUAGAUCACAUAGCUUCAAUGGGUUUUGUAUAUUCUUGUAAGCAAUGCGGGGAGACGUUCAGUGAACGAUUUCAACUUUACAAACAUGCUAAGGAACAUGUAUUGAAAUCGGAGGAGCGAGUCUGUGAUAUAUGUGGUCAUACAUUCAUUGGUGAUGAGGCAUUGUCCAAUCACAGAAAAGAACAACAUGAUAAUCCUGAUAACAUUUUAUAUAGAUGUAAAGUCUGUAGUUUCACAUCUCAAGAUCGCAAAACAAUAUAUACUCAUGUCCAAAAGCACACGGAAAUCAAAGCACCACAGAGACACCUCUGUGAAUCCUGUGGAAGGAGUUUUGCCUCACAUGCUACUCUUCAACGUCAUUCGUUGCAACAUGCUCCAAAAUGUCACAAGUGCCAUAUAUGUCACAAAGGAUUUUCAGAUAUUAAAGCAAGAGACCAACAUGCCACGGAGCACAUUGAAAUGGUAAUGUGUGACAAAUGUGGUCAGUCUGUUAACAAUUAUGAUUUAAAUAAGCAUAUGUGUACAUAGCAAAUUGUAUUUUCACUAUUAACAUUAUGUUAUGUACAUUAUCUUAACUCCCUUUGUGUUAGAAUUAUUGUUUUAAAGGAUUAUAAAGAAAUGCGCUUAAAUAGCCGUAAUGGGUCAGUGGUUAGUAAACGAGAAUCUUGACCGAUGAUUUCGAACAGACCAUUUUAAAUAUGCAGUAAGGAUAACAUAAUAACCCGGGCAAGCACCUCUGAAUUUUCAUGUGCUUAAUUUCUAUUUAUAAUUCAUCUCGUGCUUUUCGGUGAAGGAAAACAUCGUGAGGAAACCUGCAUGUGUUUAAUUCGUUCAUCGAAAUUCUGCUACAUGUGUAUUCCACCAACCCGAAUUGGAGCAGUGUGGUGGAACAAGCUCCAAACCUUCUCCUCAAAAAGGGAGAGGAGGCCUUAGCCCAGCAGUGGGGGACAUUUACAGGCUGUUACUGUACUGUUACUGUAAGGAUAACAUUUGCCUUAAUUUUUUUUCUAUAAAUAAAUAUUUUUUUAAAUUACUCCUUACUUCUUAUUCACAAUCUUCAUCAAGUUAAGUUUGAAAACAUUAUUAAACAUAAAUUUUAUUGUUAUUGCUAUAAUAAAUAUUCAUUAUAUUAGGCAAUGUCAGAU
Molecule: messenger RNA, 2125 nt
Organism: Nymphalis io (European peacock)
Lineage: Eukaryota; Metazoa; Arthropoda; Insecta; Lepidoptera; Nymphalidae
Product: zinc finger protein 2-like
Exons: 2
Coding region: 144-1508 (454 amino acids)
Biological process (GO): regulation of transcription by RNA polymerase II
Cellular component (GO): nucleus
Molecular function (GO): RNA polymerase II cis-regulatory region sequence-specific DNA binding; DNA-binding transcription activator activity, RNA polymerase II-specific; zinc ion binding
Source: RefSeq, a predicted model, not a curated record